AUGUCUUACGCCCAUCUGUUCCUCCCACCUGUUCCGCCUCAUCCUUGCAGCGAGGUGCGGAGCAGUCAACUGCUGGCAGAUGUGGCGAGCAUGUUCGCCCACAGGGGGCAGCAGGCGGGGCUGGAGGCAGAGGAGGCGGAGUGUGACGUGCUGCUCGCCUUCCUCUCGCGAAUCCACCUCGCCGAGCAGUCUGCCGCCCAGAAACUCGCUCUCGAUCUCGGGCGGCUCACUGGGGAUAUCCAUGAGGUGCACCUCAGGCGGGCGGCGGUGAUGGGCGGCCAGCAGGCGCACGGGCGGCACGGGCAUGGCCGGCAGGGGCACGGGCGGCAGGUGCACGUACAUGGAUCGGGGCAGCAGGGGCAGUCUCAGCCGCUCAUGCUGCCAGCUCCGUCCACACAGACGGUAGAGGAUAGGGAAGGCGGCAGACGGGGCCGCAGGGAGGGUGGCUGGGAGGGUGGGAGUGACAUGAGCGGAGGGGCAGAGAGGGACCUUUGGAGUGCCUUUUCCCCCCGCUCCCCCCGCCCUGGGCUCAUCCCACCCUCUCAUGCCGCUGCUGCUGCUGCUGCUGACAUGAGUGGAGUGGUGAGCAUGGGUGGGGGAGGGCGAGAGGCGAGAGGGAGGUGGCCGGCAGGUGAAGCGGAGGAGGCACGAGAAGGGGCACGAGAAGGGGCACGGCAUUUCCCUUCCUCCGUUCCUGCCGCUGCUGCUGGCGUUUCUGCUGCUCCAUUCAGUAUGGGACGGCCGCGGGGGGCAAGGAGGAGCGUGCGGUUACUGCGUAACCUGGACCGGUUGGAAGAGGUGUAUUUCGCCAUGCGCUGGAGAGUAGAGGCGGCCAAUGGGGGACCUGUUGGGAGGGGGGCCGGUGCCACUGCCUCUGCCGCUGCUGCUGCUGCUGCCGCUCUGCCUGCAAACGACGCUGCAGUGCCGCUUGCUGCCCCUCGCGCUGCUGCUGCUGGCGCCGGUGUUGGUGGUGGUGGUCGCGGUGAUGGUGGCAGUAGUGCUGGCGGUGCAGGUGGGAUUGAUGGUGGCGGUGGUGGUGGCAGUGUUGGGGGGGAUGAUGAGUCGAGUCAGGGUGUGGUGAGGCCAAGAGAGGUGAUGGAAGGGGGAGCAGAGGACAGAAGAGGCGAAGGUACAGGCUCAGAGGCGGAGGCAGGGCAGGCCAGGGCAGCAGCACCCGCUUCGACUGCUGCUGCCGGGGCAGUGGUUGGUGCAGGGCGGGCAGCAGCACCAGCAACAGCGGCAGGAAGAGCAGGCGGAGCGAUGGCAGCGCCACAGCAGCAGCAGCAGCAGCAGCAGCAGCAUGUGCACGAGCAGCAGCAGGGAGGUGCGGAGGGCAGCAGGGACCUACUGGGCGAGUUCUUCGACUCGCUCUGCAAGUUCGCGCGCUACUCGCGCUUCGAGGUGCGCGCCACGCUGCGCCACGCGCACCUCCUCAACGCCGCCUCCAUGGUCUGCUCCCUCGCCUUCGACCGCGACGCGCAGUUCUUCGCCACGGGCGGCGUCUGUCGGCGGAUUCGGAUCUUUGAGUGUGAGAGCGUGCUGGCCGGGCGGCGAGUGGACGUGCACUAUCCGGUGGUGGAGAUGGGCUGCCGGGCCAAGCUGUCGUGUGUGAGCUGGAACGGGUAUAUCAAGAACCGGCUCGCCUCCGCGGAUUACGACGGGGUUGUGCAGCUGUGGGAUGCGGGCACGGGAGCGGCGGUGAUGGAGUGGGGGGAGCAUGAGAAGCGAGCGUGGAGUGUGGACUUCUCUCCCUGCGAUCCCACGCGCCUUGCCAGCGGCAGCGAUGACGGCACUGUCAAGCUGUGGAGCAUCAACCAGGUGGGCAUGAACCAGGUGGGCAUGAACCAGGUGGGCAUCAACCAGGUGGGCAUCAACCAGGACACGAGUGUGGGCACGAUUCACACCAAGGCCAACGUGUGUUCGGUCGCCUUCCCCCCGCACUCCUCGCACCUGCUCGCCCUCGGCUCGGCCGACUACUCGCUGCACUGCUUCGACCUGCGCUCGCUCCGCGCGCCCCUCGCCACGCUCACGGGCCACAGCAAGGCUGUCAGCUACGUGAAAUUCGUCGAUGCUUCGACAAUCGUCUCUGCCUCAACAGACAACACUCUGAAGCUGUGGGACUUGAACCAAGCAUGCAGUCAGCAGGCGGGGGGAGGGGCUGAUGGGGCCUCUGCUUGCACGAGGACGUUCACUGGCCACACAAAUGAGAAGCCACACAUCGCGUCCCCCUCAGCUCUCGUGUCCCUCUGUCUCGGCGGAAUCACGUGGGGCUCACUGCAGCUGGUGGUUACGAGUUUUGAGGCGCCGCAGAACUCCCCGCUGCACAACUCCCCGCCGCACAACUCUCCACCGCAAGACUCCCCUCCGCAGGACUCCCCUCCGCACAACUCCCCACCGCAAGACUCCCCUCCGCAGGACUCCCCUCCGCAGAACUCCCCUCCGACCUCACAUCGCAAUCCCCCAUCUCCUGUGUCUCCCUGUCCUGGCAGAGCGUGGUGGGGCUCAGUCAGUAACCUUGUGGGGCCCACGAAUUUUGUGGGGCUCACUGUGGCUGAUGGCUACAUCGCAUGCGGCUCCGAAACUAACGAGCAUUCUCUGUCCCGACUCCCCUCCACCACUCCUUGUGUGCGCCACCAUCCCGUUCUGCCUCACUCAUUUGAGGCGCCUCAAAACCCGUUGUGCCUCUCACUGUUGUUCCACGAUCCGAAUCUGCAAUCCAUUUCACCGUCCAUUUGUGCCCAAUCACACACCCCCUCUCCGCCUGUCUCCGAUCCAUCUCCCUCCCCAUCACCGCUCCUCUCCCAGGUGUUUGCGUUCCACAAGUCGCUGCCAAUGCCCAUGGCAGCACACCGCUUUGGGGGGGUUGAUCCGGUCACAGGCGCGGACACGGAGGAGGAUGCGGGGCAGUUUGUGUCGAGUGUGUGCUGGCGGGGUGACUCUCAAACACUCGUUGCUGCGAAUUCUACUGGGAACAUUAAACUGCUGGAGAUGGUCCUUGCCGUACCCUUCUUCUGCCACUCCGCCGCUAAUCUUCCGCUGGUUUCUUUCGCCAGCCUUCCGCCAGUUUUCCGCCAGUCUUCCGCCGAUCCCCCGCCCAGUCCGCCGCCAGGCGCCAUGAGUGCGGAGGAGCUGCAGCCGCCGCGCGUGCUACCGACGGUGCCGGAGACGGUGCUGAAGAAGCGGAAGAAGGACGAGCAGUUCGCGGCGGAGAAGCGCGAGCAGUUCCUGCAGAAGCACGCGCACCGCGGGAAGCGCGGAAAGGCAGAGAAGCGCUUCAAGCGCCCAGAGGACUUCGUGCUCGCGUUCCGCCGGAGGCUCAACUCGGGCGUCUUCCUGCGAGCCACGGACCGCACGGCUCAAAUGCUGCAACUCGUCGAGCCCUACGUCACCUUCGGAUUCCCCAACCUUUCAUCAGCGCGCGCGCUCAUAUUGAAGCAAGGCGUGGGCGCACUUCCCUGCCUCCCCCUCCCCCCUUACCCUCCUUCCCCCAUCUUCCCGCAUCAACCCACUGUAUACUCCCAACCCCCACUCAGGUUCCCCAACCUAUCCUCAGUGCGCGCGCUCAUUAUGAAGCGAGGCGUGGCACGCAUACGGCAGCAAGAGGAGGGGGAAGGUGACGACGAGGGGGAGGAAGGCGAAGAGGGGGAAGACGCAGGGGAAGGGGAGGAGCAAGCGGAGGGGGAUGAGGAAGCAGAGGGGGACGAGGGAGGGGAGGGAGAGGCCAAAGAGGUGGAAGCAAGGCAGGGGGGAGCAGCAGAAGGGGCAGGGGGUAGUGGGGCGAUGGUGGUGGGAGAGCCUAGAAAGCCGGAGGCGAUGGUGGGGUGGACGGGGCCGGUAAAUCCAGAGGAGGAGGCCAAGGGGUGGCGGCGAGUGCCGCUCACUGACAACGCUAUUGUUGAACAGGCACUAGGCAGCACAGGCAUCAUCUGUAUCGAGGAUUUGAUUCACGAGAUCGCUACAGUGGGGCCGCACUUCCUGCAAGUGACUGGCUUUCUUUGGCCUUUCCGCCUCGCCGCUCCCAGGGGCAAGUUCAGCAAGGCCGGGUGGUUCAACAAGGGAGGGGAGGCUGGGAAUAGGGGAGUUGAGAUCAAUGACCUCAUUCGCCAAAUGGCAUGA
This is a messenger RNA of Closterium sp. NIES-65, 4116 nucleotides long. Lineage: Eukaryota; Viridiplantae; Streptophyta; Zygnematophyceae; Desmidiales; Closteriaceae. The record is from the annotation of a GenBank genome assembly.